AUGGGUGAUCCGUCGGCGGUCCACCUUCCCGACCUCGUGCUCGCGGAGAUCUUCGUGCGGCUGCCGUCCAAGGACUUCCACCGGUGCCGCUGCCUCUCCCGCGCCUGGGCAGCCGCCCUCUCCUCCGACGACCUCAUCGACCGUCACCUCUCGGUGCACGGCAAGAUCCGGCUGCACUACGACGACGUCAUGACACACCUGGUCUUCGAGUGCUCCAUUCGCCGUCGCAUAGUGACAGAGCUCGAGAGCUUGGGCGACGGCGAGACGUCUUCCGAGGAGAAAGAGAGCAGCGAGCGCGACUGUGAGGCGCCAGAAGAGAACGAGAACGGUCAGGAGACUCCCAAGGAAGACGAUAAUGAAACAGAUGAUGAUGAUGAUUUUAAUUUCGAAGAAGAGUGUUGGCGAGAGGAAUACCGGACCAAAGGCUAUGUGGAGGCAUACGAGGACUACUAUACUGCGAUGCCAUAUUGCAAUGCAUUGUGGGAAAAGGCAAAGGAGGAAAUUCUUGGGAUCAAGGCUACCGACUCCAAUGACUAUGACGAAGCCAGCGCCAUGCUCCUUAAAGCAUGCACCGUUCCAUACGGUGCUCUCCAUCCCCGCAUCCGGCAACCGUUCUUGGAAGAGGACCCUUCCAUGCACCCCUUGAGCGGCCAAGGAAAAUCAAAAGGGCAUAUUGACGCCAGGAGUAUUCGUGGCCGCGAGAGGACGGAAGAGGAGGUCGACCAAGAAAUCAUUGCUUUUCUCAGGAGAUUACGUGAUAUGGACCCACAAGCACCACUUUUGAGGGAGUUUGAUACCUACCAGUUGCCACCCAUACCUCCGCAAGGGCAAGACGGGGUGGUUUCUUUUGAGGAAGGGGUUGUGCAAGAAGAUGGCUCCGACUACUCGGAUAAUGGGGAUGUUUGCCAGCACUCUGUCGUCGACGACUCUUAGAUUCAAACACAGUAAUAUAUAUGACAAGUCAAUCUACCAGCCGAUUUAAUUUUAUGAUAGAUGAUACAUUUGUGUUUUCAAAGCUAUAUGCCU
Molecule: messenger RNA, 1026 nt
Organism: Triticum dicoccoides
Lineage: Eukaryota; Viridiplantae; Streptophyta; Magnoliopsida; Poales; Poaceae
Exons: 2
Coding region: 1-933 (310 amino acids)
Molecular function (GO): protein binding
Source: RefSeq, a predicted model, not a curated record